This is a messenger RNA of Bipolaris sorokiniana ND90Pr, 1738 nucleotides long. RefSeq lists its product as uncharacterized. The record is from RefSeq and is a predicted model, not a curated record. The transcript is spliced from 3 exons. Lineage: Eukaryota; Fungi; Ascomycota; Dothideomycetes; Pleosporales; Pleosporaceae. Gene Ontology annotation, molecular function: S-methyl-5-thioribose-1-phosphate isomerase activity. Bases 144 to 1322 code for a protein of 392 amino acids.
CUCCUCAGUUGUAUGGAGUCUGCGGCACCAAUGGGCUAGCGCCAGGGUCUCACGUUGGGGCAAUUGCAACCCAAUCUUACAUACCAUCUUGAAAUUUUUUGCUGUGUCGCUGGAACAACACACCCAAACACAAGCAAUUCAAUAUGGUGCUCCAUGCAAUCAAGUACUCUCGAGGUCAGCUCGAAAUCCUCGAUCAGCUGAAACUACCGCAUGCCGAGGAGUAUGAUCACAUCUACUCUAGCACUGACGCAUGGCACGCCAUCAAGGACAUGCGCACGCGGGGCGCACCAGCCAUCGCCAUUGUUGCUGCACUGGCCCUCGCAGUCGAACUGACCAACAUGAAGCUCCCUUCGGCUGCCGAAGAAGUCAAGGUCUUCAUUAUUGAAAAGUUGGACUAUUUGGUUACAAGCCGGCCGACGGCUGUCAACCUUGCAGAUGCUGCUGGCAAGUUGCGAAAGAUCACUGAAAAUGCCGCGGCAAAGGAAGAGGCAAAUGGAGAGGCUGUGCGGGAGGCGUAUGUGGCUGCUGCAGAGCAGAUGCUCGUCGAUGAUGUGAGCGACAAUGAGAGCAUCGGAAAGCACGGCGCAGACUGGAUCGUGAAGAACACCGAGGCUGGAAAGGCAGGCCCAGUCGGCAUGAUGACGCAUUGCAACACUGGGUCCCUUGCUACUGCCGGGUAUGGUACGGCGCUUGGUGUGAUCCGGUCACUGCAUGCCAACGGCUCACUGAAGCAUGCUUUUUGCUCAGAGACUCGCCCGUACAACCAAGGCUCUAGACUGACAGCAUUCGAGCUGGUUCACGACAAAAUACCGGCCACUCUCAUCACAGACUCUAUGGCGGCGGCCCUGCUUCGGUUGCGGGGCAAGAGCGAGAACAUUGCCGGCAUAGUGGUUGGCGCAGACCGAGUAGCCGCAAAUGGCGAUACAGCCAAUAAAAUUGGCACAUACUCACUCGCCAUCCUUGCUCGGCAUCAUGGGGUAAAGUUUCUUGUAGCCGCACCACGAACGACAAUCGACUUGAAGACCAAGUCCGGAGCAGACAUCGUCAUCGAAGAGCGGCCUGGAAAAGAGGUAACACUUGUAAAGGGACCAAGGCACGAUGGUAUCUUGCUCGAUCUGGGCGUCGUCGAGACGAUCAGCAUCGCAGCCAACGGUAUUGGGGUAUGGAACCCGGCCUUCGACGUCACUCCUGCAGAACUGAUUGAUGGAAUCAUCACCGAGGUCGGUGUGGUCGAGAAGGACAGCAAUGGGGUAUUCCAUUUGGACAAGGUUUUCGAAGCUGAGAGCUCAGGAGCCAGGACUUCAACUAUUGGUGGACUAUAAGACCGGAGGCUUCCGUCUUCCUAUACAAGAACGAUGCUCUCAGAAUCUAUCAUCGCCUGUCCUCUGUUUUGUGCAUAUCGUACUAGCCGAAUCUGCAGCUUGUCUUGGUUACUGUGAAAUUAUUGUGGUGUUUGUGCGUGUAUCAUCUGAUUGGAUAUUGAUAGGAGUACGCGAGCCGUUAUUGUGUAGUGGGUUUCGCCGACUUCAUGAGGCCUUCUCAUCUGCUUUCGAUGAUUGCUUGUCGUCCGCCUUGCUGUCCUUCAACUCCUUCUCUGCUUUUUCUGCCUGUGCAAGGAGAGCUUCAAUCUUCUUCUCUAUGGAAUCAAGGUGGGACUCUAGGGCGGCUGCCGUCUGCUCCCCUCGCUGCAGUUCCUUGAACGCCUCUGCAAGAUCAGCUUCGGCAUGCGACCUAUUAU